Molecule: messenger RNA, 809 nt
Organism: Danio aesculapii
Lineage: Eukaryota; Metazoa; Chordata; Actinopteri; Cypriniformes; Danionidae
Product: claudin-8-like
Exons: 1
Coding region: 7-666 (219 amino acids)
Biological process (GO): cell adhesion; bicellular tight junction assembly
Cellular component (GO): plasma membrane; bicellular tight junction
Molecular function (GO): structural molecule activity
Source: RefSeq, a predicted model, not a curated record
GCCAUCAUGAGGGAUAAACUGAAGAUCCUAGCUUUGGUUCUGGGUGCUCUGGGCAUGACAGGAACCAUUGCAGUGACUAUAAUGCCCAUGUGGAAGGUCACUGCUUUCAUUGGCGCCAAUCUGAUCGUCAUGGAGGCGGAGUGGCUUGGUUUGUGGAUGGUGUGCGUCCGGCAGGCCGACUUCUACAUGCAGUGCAAAGUCUACGAUUCGGUGCUCAUUCUUCCAGCAGAUAUCCAGGCGGCUCGUGGUUUUAUGUGCGCCUCUGUUGUUCUAUCUGUAGUGGCUUUCGGGGUGUCCAUAUUCGGGAUGAGGAGCACAAGCUGCGGUCGAAAUAAAAAUGUGAUCCUGAUAGUCAGCGGGUGUCUGUUUGUGAUCGCCUCUCUGACCGUUCUCAUUCCUGUCAGCUGGACAACAAACACCAUUGUACAGGAUUUCUACAACCCCAAUGUGGAGCAGUCGCUGAAGCGGGAGAUUGGACAGGCGCUUUAUUUGGGGUUUGUGACGUUCGUUCUCCUGCUGGCCGCUGGGGGGAUUUUUCUGUGCCGCUGUAAGGAGGAUGAUCAUUUCGAGGAGUCGUUUGUCCCUCUGGAGAGAGAAAAGGAGGAGAUGAACUUGGUGGAGAGAACAUCUUCUUCCAACACCUACAGGAAGAGUCAGUACGUCUGACCAGGAGAAUGUAACUAUUCAUGGAUAUGGCUUUAUUUCUACUCAAAUUUUGGCUUUGAGCAAUCUGAAUACUGUUGACUUGCAGUCCUGGAAAUAUUACAGUUAAAUUUUACAUAAUUGGAUUAAAUGCGACUAAUUAAAUA